This is a messenger RNA of Struthio camelus australis, 1198 nucleotides long. Lineage: Eukaryota; Metazoa; Chordata; Aves; Struthioniformes; Struthionidae. The record is from RefSeq and is a predicted model, not a curated record.
AUGGGCCACUGCCCCACAGCUGGUGAGCAGGUGGAAGAGCUCGGGUUACAAAAGGGAGAGCUCAAGGCCAAAAUCACAUUGCUGGAAGAGCAACUGAAAAAGGAGGAGGAGAAGCAUGAGGUCAUAGUCAAGAUCCUGGAGCAGAAAGCAAUGCUGGACAAGGAGAGCCUGAUGAAGGAGAUGGAGCAGCGGGUGGAAACUUUGGCAAGUGAGGCUCACAGGAGCAUGUCCGAGACCACCCAACAGGUCAUCCAGGAGAACGUGGCCCUCAGGGCCCAGCUGGGCAGGUUGAACAGCUACAACAGGGACCUCCUGAAGGAUAACGAAGAGCUCCAGGCAGUCAUACAUGACCUGAAGAUGCAAGUGGAUCUCCUGGAGGACAGGGAGAAGGAGAUGGCCAGGCGCAUGAUCUGCAACCGCAAGGUAAUCUCGACGCUAACCACGUUAUGUGAGAUGCUCCAGGGGCUGGGGGACGAGAGCGAGUGGAAGAAGGUCCAGGGCCAGCUGGAGCAGCUGAAGGAGGCAGCAGCGAUGCUGCGCUGCCAGGAGGCCUCAUGGGGGAAGGCAAGGAAGGCAAUGUCUGAACAGCACCGCCAGGCUGGGGCCUUGAAAGAGGCGAUGAGGCGCAUGGGGAGCGUGGAGAGUAUUCUGAGCGAGGGCAGAGCCAGCAGCCAGGACCUCAGGGAGAGGCCACCAGAGAAGAUGGGAAAAUCCUUGCACUGGGCAAGGUUGCGGAACAUGCUGAUGAUGCAGCAGGUGCAAAAGUCCCCAGUGGAGAGCGUGCUGCUGGCUUUGAAGAAGGAUAGCAAGACCUGUGAACUAAAUGCACCCAAAAGGAGCUCCAGCACUAUGCAGCCAGUCUUCCCCCCAAAAGCCUUCCCUGCAAUCUCUAACAAGGAGCCCUUCAGGAUGCAGCUACUUGUAUCCCACCUCAUGCCUAAACUGAGAGGCUCCAGCCACCUUGAUGGGCCACCCCUUCUGGAACCGCCUGUGCCCCUGCCGCAACCUGAAGGUGAGGCACCAGGCAGAGCUGGAGGAACCCUCACAGGGGUUGUCAGGCUCCCGUUGCUCAUCCCUUUCCCUCUGGAAGUUUCCCUCCAGCUUGGGCUGUGGGAACAGGGACAUGAACAUGGAUUUGAGCCCUAGAGAGCCCAACCAUGUCCCCUAUCUGCCACAUUUGCACUGUGCCUACAGCCCA